AUUCGGCUCUUCAUUCACGACCCGAUAACGACAACGCCAUGCCUCCCAAAGCCGGAACCAAGGGCGCAAAGCCCAAGCCCCAGAAGCAGGCCAAUGCCGCCGCCAAGGCAGUCCUGAAGGGCACGUAUGCGGGCAAAGUCAGGAAGGAGCGCAAGUCGACGACGUUCCGUCGCCCCAAGACUCUGCAGCUCUCCCGCGCCCCCAAGUACCCCCGCGUCUCCAUCCCCAAGCAGCCCCGCCUCGACGCCGGCAAGAUCCUCAUCCAUCCGCUCAACACCGAGUCCGCCAUGAAGAAGAUUGAGGAGAACAACACCCUCGUCUUCAUCGUCGACACCAAGGCCAACAAGCGCCAGAUCAAGCAGGCCCUGAAGAAGCAGUACGACGUCGACACCGUCAAGAUCAACACCCUGAUCCGCCCCGACGGCACCAAGAAGGCGUUCGCGCGGUUGACUGCUGACGUUGAUGCGCUCGACAUUGCCGCCACCAAGCUCAACAUUGUCUAAGUGUGCGUGGGCACAGCGUUUAAUUGCAUGGGGUACUUGGGACUACUGGGACAAAAUCCGGUUAUGCAUGGCGUUUAUCAAUGGGCAUAUAGUCAUGAUGGGAAUCCAAAAAUCACGACCAGUGCCCUACUCAUUUCGAAU
Messenger RNA from Westerdykella ornata, 644 nucleotides. RefSeq names its product 60S ribosomal protein L23. The coding region runs from base 39 to 503 and encodes 154 amino acids. Lineage: Eukaryota; Fungi; Ascomycota; Dothideomycetes; Pleosporales; Sporormiaceae. The record is from RefSeq and is a predicted model, not a curated record. Gene Ontology annotation, biological process: ribosomal large subunit assembly; translation. Gene Ontology annotation, molecular function: structural constituent of ribosome. Gene Ontology annotation, cellular component: cytosolic large ribosomal subunit; ribosome. The transcript is spliced from 4 exons.